Octodon degus (degu) is the source of this 804-nucleotide messenger RNA. RefSeq names its product tetratricopeptide repeat domain 9B (gene Ttc9b). The record is from RefSeq and is a predicted model, not a curated record. Gene Ontology annotation, molecular function: protein binding. Lineage: Eukaryota; Metazoa; Chordata; Mammalia; Rodentia; Octodontidae. The transcript has 3 exons. The coding region runs from base 11 to 718 and encodes 235 amino acids.
GUUUCCCACAAUGCAGCGCGGUGCGCUGUCCCCGGUGCUGAUGCUCAGCGCUGCCCCGGAGCCUCCGCCGCGCCCGCCUCCCGUCCUCUCCCCUCCGGGCCCGGGCCCCCGCCAUGGCUCGUCUCGGUCGGGUCCUGCCCCAGAGCCGUCGGGGGGCCUGGCUGCGGCGCUCGACAGCAGCCUGCGGGCCGCCGUGGCGUUCAAGGCAGAGGGUCAGCGCUGCUACCGAGAGAAGAAGUUCCGGGAAGCCAUCGGCAAGUAUCACCGGGCACUACUGCAGCUGAAGGCGGCUCAGGGGGCCCGCCCUGGCGGCCUGCCUGCCCCCGCCCCCGGGCCUGCCACCAGCCCGGGGCCCGCCCGCCUCAGCGAGGAGCAGCGGCGCCUGGUGGAGAGCACGGAGGUGGAAUGUUACGAUUCUCUCACGGCUUGCCUGCUGCAGUCGGAGCUGGUGAACUACGAGCGCGUGCGCGAGUAUUGCCUCAAGGUGCUGGAGAAGCAGCAGGGCAACUUCAAAGCCACCUACCGCGCCGGCAUUGCCUUCUACCACCUGGGCGACUACGCACGCGCGUUGCGCUACCUGCAGGAGGCCCGCAGCCGAGAGCCCACAGAUACCAAUGUCCUCCGCUACAUCCAGCUGACCCAGCUGAAGAUGAGCCGCUGCAGCCUCCAGCGGGAAGACAGUGGGGCUGGAGCCCAGGCCAGGGAUGUGGUGGGCUGAGGCAAGGGGCUGCCUGUUCCCACCUCGCUGUGGAACUUCCCCCCACUCGUAUUUGCUGGUAAAGCACUUGUCACUGGUGACCAUAA